AGGGAGGCUUGGAGGCAGCGGCUUCGUCAAACCGACCGACCGGGCGGCGCGGCGGGCUCCUCGCUUCUUCGCCGGGAUCCUGAGCGGGCGGCUUCCCCGCCGGAGCUGUUCCUGAAUUGGUAAAAUGAUUCACAAUAAAACAAUUUAUACUUUGCUGUGUUUCAUGGCAUUGGUUAAUAGAUUCUGUUUGGCAGGUGUAUUACAGAAUCCUGGAAAUAUGUCUUGCAUUUUUCACUAUCAAUUACCGCAGUCGCCAAAUACUCUUAUUUGCAACUGGACUCCUGCAAAAGAAACAAACUUGGAUGCAGACUAUGUUUGUAUCAGGAAACCUGAUGCUGGAGUCCAGGAUGAAAGAAUAUUGACAAAUUAUUCAUGUAUAUUUCAUGAUGUUCCCUUAUUGUCGUCUUACUGCAUCUACCUGAAGGCACCAGAUCCCUUUGGAACAUCAAAGUGUACACACUUUCACUCUGCAGAAAUUUUGAAACCUGAUCCUCCUCAGCUAAAUGAAUUAGAACCAGUUCCAGGGAUGAAGCAAAUGCUAAGAGUUUCCUGGACAGGCCCUCAGAAGUUACCACGAAGUACGAAGUAUGUUGCUGAUAGAAAGUACGAAAUUCGAUACACAGCGACUACAAAAAAUCACUCGAGUACGAUGUUUGUCCCUGGAAACCAGACAUCCAUUAAUCUCACAAAUCUAUUACAUUGUACAAAUUAUACUGUUGCUGUUCGGUGCCAUCUUAACGGAUCAAAGUUCUGGAGUGAAUGGAGUAAUGUGAAAACAGGAACACCAGAAGAACCAGAUCCUUUGAAAGUAGACUUGUGGAGAGUAAUUGAACUGCAUCCCUCUAGUGGGAAACGAACAGUACAUCUUUUGUGGAAGGAAAAUGAAGAAUUCCAAUGUUCAGGAAAAAUGAAUAAUUAUGAAAUAAGGUACUCCACAGAAAACAACACCUAUUUUGAACAUACAAAGGGCAACACUUUCACUCUCCACCUGACAGAGGAAGCCUAUGUGAUCAGUGUUGCUGCUUUCAAUGUAACUGGAGAGUCUCCUGUGGCUACUGUGAAAAUCCCCUCAGUAUCUGAAGAACACACGGAUCAUCAAAGGAUUGUAACUUUGAAUGCAUCUGCUUUAAAUGAACAAAUAAUUUUGGAAUGGGAGCCAUCCGAUUUAGAUAUAAAUGGUUACGUUAUAGAAUGGUAUAAUGACCUGGAGCCAAACUCCUACAAACGCUCAUGGCAAAAGAUAACAAAUGUUACAAAAUGGACAUUUCCCAAAGGUGCCUUCAUACCUUUCAAACGUUAUAAGAUUUCUGUGUAUCCCUUGCUUAAUGGUGAAAUAAAAGUUCCAAGUUCCACAAGAACCUACUUUCGUGAAGGAAUCCCAUUAGAGGGUCCUUCAGUUGAACCAGCAGAAAAUAUUGAUAAAAACAGAGCUACUAUAAAAUGGAAGGAAAUUCCAGAAGCAAAACGAAAUGGUAUUAUUAUUAGCUACACCGUAUUUUAUAAAUCGGAAGAUGGAAAAGAACUGGGAGAAACUGUUAAUGCCAAUGUUCUGCAUUACCAGUUGAAGUCCUUACAAGCAAACACCAAGUAUGAAGUUCAUGUGAUGGCGAGCACUGUUGCUGGUGGAAAAAAUGGAAGUGUAGUCGUUUUUGUCACCACUAAACUGGGUGCGGUAGAUAUUAUUCUUAUAUCCAUCCUUCUUGGAUUGUUCAUGUUAUGCCUCUUAAUAGUUGGGAUAUUGGGGGCGGUGAAAAGGCACAAGUUAAAACGUAUUUUAUGGCCUCCAAUACCACAUCCUUCCAUUACAACAACGACAACUCAGAAGCUGCCAGUUUGGAAAAAUUCACCCAUGGAAGAAACACACAACAUUAGUUUAGAAGCAUAUCCUUGUAGUGAGAAGUGUGAUAAAUUACAGUUGCCGAAUCAUGAAAACUCCAUCACACAGAAAAUUAUCCCUGAUAACGUGUGUGGUAGAGAAUAUGAAGUCAUAAUUGGUCUUCCAACAAUAUCCUCUGUAGAACGUGAUUCUAAGAGUCCAGAUCUCCGAGCACUGAAUGAGAGUUCCAAUGAUUACGAAAACAUUGAAGACCAGUCACAUUUGAAUAAGGCGUUUAACCCAUACUUUAAAAACUCAGUUUCAAAAAGGGAGUUCCUAAUGUGUGAGAACUCAGCUGAAAAUACACACGGGCCUAAACUACAAUCUGUUCCUUUAACCUUUUGCUUGCCAAACAGCACUGCAUGUCCUUAUGUGCCCCUAGACAAAUUUGCACAAUUCAGAGAACAUACUGAACUACAGGAUACCUAAAAUGAUUGAGGGAGAUGUCUUUCCAAGAAGCAUGCUAUUUCAGCUGGCCACUACUCUGAGCUGAAGAAAAUCGUGGUAUUGCUUUUUUUCUCCAAGUGUUAACUAUCAUCAUCUAAGAACUGCUUGUCCCUUCAACUGUUGUCAAGCAUCCAAGGUCUUUUCUGUUGCUGUUUUCUGUUUUUAGCAAAAAUGAAAUGACAUAACAACAUCGGGCCAUGUUCCCUUUGUAAAUACAGCCUUUCCUAAUGUGAAGGAGUGACAAACAGAAUAUGAAAAAAAAAA
Molecule: messenger RNA, 2587 nt
Organism: Pogona vitticeps (central bearded dragon)
Lineage: Eukaryota; Metazoa; Chordata; Lepidosauria; Squamata; Agamidae
Source: RefSeq, a predicted model, not a curated record